AUGGAUGAUUCAACAGAUCAUUUACAAGAUAAACUAAGAAAGGAAAGGACAAAUAAUCAGUUAAUUGUAAAUCAAUGCAAUUUUGAUAUAAUUGAAAAAUAUGUAGAUUCCUCGAGUGAAGCUGAAAAAACAGAUGAAUACCUGAAAGAAGGAAACAACAAUAAUCAAAAUGACGAAACAUGGAAAUACAAGCCGCGCUCAAGUUGUAUUGACGCAAAUACGCGUAAGUUAAAUACGAAUAAGUUCAGUACGAACAAGCUGUAUAAUAACACAUUGAAUUAUAACAAGACAGUCUCUCAGCAUAACGCUAGCUUUCCCCCAGCUUUGCACAGGAGCAAAUUGAACUUACAAAAGGAUAACUUAGAUGAAAAGCUAGACUUGCGAAGAAUUUAUGAAAGCAUAAAUAACUCUCCUGAAGGAUAUGUUAAUGAUAUAAAAAAAGAAUGUAACGAUGAGACGAUUCAUCCAAAUUUAGUAAACACAUGUAGCAUUGAAAGUACGAAUAAUGAAGAGAAAAGGAAUACACAUGCUAAAAAAAUUAAACGGGUCGAAGAAGAACAAGGUAAUGAUAUGAAUGUACAGAAUAAAUACAACAUAACAUUUCAGUUAAACAAAAAUGAGUUAGCCAAACUGCAAUGGACAAAUCCUGUAAAUGAUGAUGAAGUAAGAGAAAUAAAAAAUUUGAAGGAAGUAAAACUACAUGAAAUACGUUUUGAUUUUUCAGGAAUAUUAAGAAUUCAAAUAAAUGAACACUUAUUCAAUGAAAAAAAAAAAAAAAAAAUUUUUAACAAUUUUGAUGGUUUGUAUCAUCACAAUGAAGAACCAUUAAAUAGUGGAUAUACAUUUCCUGAAAUUUUAUUUUUAUGUCAAAGUUCAUAUAGUAAUCAAGUGUGCAUAUCACUAAAAAUUCUUAAAAAUAUUUUUAUUAAUUUACAUUUAAAAGUAAUUUAUGUCACUGAAAAGAAACUCAUGCAUUUGUUAAAUGACUAUGAUGAUAUAAAAAACAAAUACUGCUUUGGUUUUACCUUUAGAAGAUUUGUAAAUUAUUUAAACAAUGAUUUAAAUAUAUUCAAAAAAUUACUCUCUUUGCUCAAUUUUCAUAAUAACAAAAAUGUAGAAAUUAACUGUAUUCACUGUUUGGCUAGCUAUUCUUUCCCAAAUAAUGUCUCUACUUUAACACAGAAUGUAAUAUUUGAUCAAAGCAAAGAAGAACGUUCUUCUAACUUAAAAUUUUAUAUUGAUUAUGAAUUGUUUUGUAUUUACGACUUCCUUAGCGAUAGCAGCUUCCUUUUUGAAGGUUACAAUAUGUUUUUUUAUUCCAGCAAAAAGGAAAAAAAUCGCAUGAACAGUACAGGUAAGAGGGGAAAAAAAGAGUUUGAAAGGGGGAAAGAACAGGAGAUCGAAAAAACGGAGAGUGACAAAACGGAGAGUGACAAAACGGAGAGUGACAAAACGGAGAGUGACAAAACGGGGAGUGAUCAAAAGGAGAGUUAUGAAACGGAGAAAAAUGAGGACAAAGUUGCGGGGGAACAGGAUGCAAAUAGGUACGUCCACACAAAUAAGGCAAAUUCUACCAUCAUUAAAGACGGAAAAGUUAACAAGUUUAUAAACUUUAUUAGUAAAUAUAAAGAAAAUGAACUGUUCAGAAAAAACGAAAAAGAUGAUGAAAAAACAAUAAAGAGGAGUAAUAGGAACAAAAAUGAAAAAAAAAUGAACAAAGCAGACAAGAAUGAUACAGAUGUUUAUUUGAACUAUGAGAUAGUGGCUAACUUGGAAAGAAUAAAUAAAUCUGUUGAUGAUCCUUUAAAAAGAAAACAGAUAAACUUUAAAAUAAUAAGUUUAUAUAAAUCUAAAAGUUACAAGUAUAGUGAAAUUCUGAACAGUUUAAGUAAUGUGUUGUUAACCAAUUUUGGAAUAGUUGAAAUAGAAAAUAGUUGUGUGUGUCUUUUGAUUGGACUGUUGGUUAUGAACAAACAACAAAUGAAUAUACUGAAAUGCUCGACGUUAGUAAAAAAUUUAGAAAAAAUUUAUCAGUCGAAAAUUAUAGGUAGUGAGUUAAACAAUGAAAGAUUAAAAAGAGAAAAUAAAAAGACAGACAAGAAUAUUGAUUAUGUGGAUAUAAAUUUUACGUACAAUUUAAUAACAUUAAUAAGAUAUAUUAUUAUUUAUAAUUAUGAUAAGAAAAUUUUAGAAAAAUUUGAUGUAUUAUCCUUUUUAAUAUUUUUUAAAACACUUCCUUUUAAUAAAGAAAAAAAAAAUAAAGAAAUAUAUUUUUUUUUAGCUUGUGAAACAUUGAAAGUAUUUCGACUUUUAUUAUACUGUAAUAUAUAUAUAGAAUCAGUAGACUACUUUCACGAUUUAAUUAAUGAAAUUAGUAAGGAAAACAUAAAAAAUAAUGUAAUAUAUAAAAAGUUUUUGUCUCAGGCAUAUUUAUACAUAGCUACCUACAAUAUCAUUUGCACUGAUCUUGAGCUAUCUGGCUUUAUAUAUUUGACUAAAAUUGUUAGAACACUGAAGAUUCAGCUGUGGAAUGUUUUUUGUAUGGAUUAUGGUGAAACGGAAACCAGUGCACACAAUUCGAAGUACAAAAGGAAAGAAGAAAUAACAGCAAAUGCAACAACAGCAAAUGCAACAAAGAAUAAAUUAGACUUGACCUUUAAUCAUCUGUGUGACUUAGAACUGAUAUAUCAAUGCUGCUGUUAUUUGUACUCCUUUUUUUUUUCGGUUAAAAGAAAAAUAUAUAUCUAUAGAGAAGAAAGCAUGAGCGCCGAUCAUACUGUUAGUCAGUUGGCGAAUCUUGUUGAGCAGUUAAUACACGCCAUAAUAAAGGAGUUUAUUAAUUUUUUGAAUAUGUAUAGAAAUGUGGAUACUAACAAAUGUAAUAAAAUUACUAGUGAUGUAAGUAAUAACACAAGUAGUAGCAUAAUUAAUGACAUGAUUAAUCGAACAAGGGAAUGUCCUUUUCCGUUCUGUUUCAUUAUUUAUAGUAAGGAUGUCGACUUACACUUUUUUUUUAUUAUGUACAUACAAAUUUUAAAUAUCCUUUUAUGUGUUACUUUGGAGCUAUAUUAUAUUUAUUAUGAAAAAGAAAAAAAGGAUAUCACCUGUGUUGAACGUUUGUUUGCCAUCUUUAGCCAGGACUCUUUUAGUUGUGUUAGAAGAAACAUUUUUGAAAUAGAAAAUGUUCUAGACUCAUACAACACCCUUUUACCGCUUUCUUAUCUGUUUUAUAACCUCUACAGAAUUGUAAAUGCUUCCAUCGAAAAUUCUUGCUGCGAAAAUGCUUCCAUCGAAAAUUCUUGCAGUGAAAAUGCUUCCAUUGGUCAUACUUACACAAACAACACUAAUAGAACACAUUUUGAAUUACUGAUCCACUCUCUCUGCUUCUGUUCGUCUGUUCCCCUUAGCUCUUUUUGUCUCAAGGAAAUUGUAAGCGAAUGCGAUACUGUCAAAUUUUAUGCGAAAACUGUAAAAAAUGGUAAUGUAUUUUUUGGAAAAAAUUCUGAACAGUGCAGGAAAAAUGAGAAUGAUCAAAAGGAAGAUUAUUUGGCCGAUGUUGAGGGGGGAACAAAGACGAUUUAUACAAGUACCUGUGAUGAUAAUUCUUUUCACGUAAAGUAUGAUACAAAUGAAGAACAAAAGAAUAGAAUAGUGAACGAAGGGAAAAUGAUAAGUAACUAUGAUAGUCUUGGCAUUUCAACAUGUAUAUUGCUAUUUUUACAAAAAUAUAUAGAAGGGAAGUUUUUAAUAUAUCAUAGUAAAAAAAAUAUAUUCUUGUUACUUUUGAAAAAUAUUUUUAAACAGUGUAGUAAACCAAUAAAUGAUGUCACAAAGGAUGAAGAGUUAAUAAUUCGUGGAGUAUUAAAAUUUUUUUUGAAUAAUUAUAUAAUCAAAUUUUUUUCUGAACAUAUGAACAUGUCAACUUUUUUGAAAUAUUUCAUUCAACUUUUUCUUGUUAAUAAUUAUAAAUUAACUGGAGACUAUCUAAGUGAGGAGUUAAGUAUAUACACAGAUCUCGUGCACAUAGCACAGGAGUACAUAUUUAAUCGAAUAGCAUGCCUAGAAAUGACUGAAAAGCAAGGAGGUAUGUGCGAAGAUGAUAUAGUAUACCUACAAAAUAUACAACAAAUUAUUGACGAUUUUAUUAAAAAUGAAGCAGUUGAGCAACGUGAAAAAGUACAAGCAACACAAACGUAUAAUAAUCAUCAUAUGAUAAACAUUUUUGAAAAAAACAAAAAAAAUAUUUAUUCCAGUGUAAGGCAAAACAAAUUGGAUAUUAGCAAAAGUUUAUCUGUAUUAGUAUGUGAAAAAGUCAUAGAAUGUUUUAAGAAAGGCUACUUUUUUAACCCUUUACUUUUAGCAAUUUUAUUUUUUUUCUCUUCCGUUUCAUUUCCACCUGAAUGUAGAAGAGUCUUUUUUAAUGAUCAUGAAUUAAUAAAAAUUUUAUCAAAAAAUGUUUUUAUUUAUUUUUUUGACAAUAGGAAUUAUGUAAUAUUUACUACGUCUACAUAUUACGGGAAGAAGGAAGAAAAUUACCUUAUCGACUUGACUUCUUUAUUUCCUUCUGUUCUUUCAUUUAUUCUAGACCUGAAAAAGGAUGAAAUACUAGGGGUGGAUAUAAAUUUAGAAAAUUAUUUUAAAAGCAUUCAAUCAGUUUAUUCGCAUACCAGCUUAAUGCAUUUUUUAUUUUAUACAAAAAGCAGAAUGAUAUAA
This is a messenger RNA of Plasmodium malariae, 4713 nucleotides long. Its product is annotated as RNA polymerase II-associated protein 1, putative. The transcript has a single exon. Gene Ontology annotation, biological process: transcription by RNA polymerase II. The record is from RefSeq and is a predicted model, not a curated record. Gene Ontology annotation, cellular component: nucleus. NCBI's taxonomy places the organism in Eukaryota, Apicomplexa, Aconoidasida, Haemosporida, Plasmodiidae. The coding region runs from base 1 to 4713 and encodes 1570 amino acids.